AUGGAUUCUAAUUCAAGAGAAAAGGACCAAAUCCCGGAGUUUCUCUACGAUCAGUUUCCUUCCGAGAUAACAAUCCAUUCUUUACACUCGACUGCAGAUUCCCCAUACUCUUCUGCGUCUAAAGAUUCCAAUACUACCCACAAUCAUACCCGUUCUCCGCCUGUUUUUGCUCGAGUACAUAAAUCACCUCGCAAGCAACUUCUAACUGUCGAUACUUCUGUCAAUUCUCAUGAAUCUGUCCCCAUUAAAGUACCCCAAACUCCUCCUAUCAAUCCUUCCUCGUCUUCUUCAAAACUCACGGGCGUUUCUCCAUUGUACAACGAUGUCAGCAUGAAGUUCUCCACCAUUCUUAAUUCCAGCGACACAUCUGACCCAUCCAACCAAGAGAUCUUUUAUAGUCCGCCUGAUUUCACGUUUGAGAACUCCUCUUCUACUCCAAGUAAGCGUGACAGGUCUGCCCAUUCUUUACAGAUCCAAACUUCAACACCCGUCAAGGAACUUAAAUCUUUCAAAACGCUCACUCGUGGUGUGCUGCCAAUGAUGGCUGAAGAUGGUGAUUCAUUGAUCAUCGAUACACCACAAGAUUGCACCAUAGAAGUGGUUCUCAAGUGGCUUCGACUGCACCAAUUCAACGAUACCUGGUUACAUGUAUUCAAGGAUAAUCAUAUCGAAAAGGAGACUUUCUAUCAUCUACGGUCGUAUGAGGCUUUGAAGAAGUAUAUUCCAUUUCUCGAUACUUCUGAUUCCUUGUCUACUCCUGCAAGAUUUCUACAAUUAUUGAGGAAAGACGUAUCUAGACACUCCUUGCUUCAACCACAACCUCCUCCUCCCAUUACCUUGGAAGCUCCUCAGUCUCCUUCGUCUAUAAUUUCUAGUUCCACUCAAAAGUCAUCCAUCAGUCCAUCAUCAACUGAUAAGCCAUCCCUGUUAUCUGCAUCAGCAUCAGCAUCGGCUGCAGCUUCUGCUUCAAGAUCGGGAUCCACUUCGACGUCUUCUGAUUCCAUGUCUCCCUGGAGUAAUCCCAAUGCGCCCAUUGAGGAGAAGCAAUCAAGCACUAGAAAUUCAGAACCUUCAGACAUAGGAAAUAUCCUUGUUCCGAUUGUUUCUGCACCAAUUCCGCAUUUAUCUGUGGAAAGAGAAAAAUCAGGCGAACCACAUGAACCACAUGAACCACACGAGUUCGACGAGCUUGAUGAACUGGAUGAUUGGUACGAGUGCGAAAAUUAUGAUCUUGAGAUGGCUCCCAAGAGUGCAAGUCCACGACUAAUUCCGCGUCCCAAAGCGUCCAUAAAACCAAGACCUGUCUCUACUAUUGAGAAACCAACCUAUACUAAAAAGACUUCUGCAUCAACUUAUUCUCCUCCUUUAGUGAGACACUUUACACGAAGGCACAAAAAGUCGAGUUCUUCCGAUACAUCACUAUUUGGAGGAAGCUCUUUGAUGUUUAACACCGAAGUUUAUAGUCCAUCGUCUUUUUCACGAGCAUCAAACCAUAAUAGAAGCUUUUCAAAGGGAUCAGUGUCAGAUAGUUCUACUCCAAAAGGCUUGUUUAACAAGUUCUUUGGUAAAAACAAGACGCCAGAUAUUUCUUACAGUAAGAACUCGAAAAAAGAGGAUUCACCAGUAAGUCCGAAUUCACUAUCUUCAAUUUUCACAUCAUCCGAGACUAAGAGAUCUAAAAAGGCAUCCUUUGAUUCCGAAAAGAAAAGAAUCAGUACAUUUCUUGGUGAAUAUGGAUUUGCUUCUUCUGAAAAGAAAAGGAAAUCAGGGGACGUGUUCUUACAUCGUAGAGGUACUAUGAACAAGUCAGUACCUGCCUUCGAGAAGUUGGGACCUGUCGGUAAGAAACCAUCCCCCACUGGUGUCACCAUUCCUGUAAUUACGACAUCAAAACUUCACUCUGUGCAGAGUACGUUCUCGAUGUCCUCUGCAAAUAUGGUGCCAACAUCUACAGUAUCUCCAUCUUCUACAAAUGCUGCGGAACCGUCGUACUAUUUUGUUGACGACAAGUUUCGUCCUGCACAUAAACAGAACCCUGCAGCAAUAUACGUUCUUAUUACAGCAGAUAACACAAAUUUCCGAGCUGUUGACGUGAAUUCUAUCUCCACAGUGGAAGAAAUGAAGGAAACAUUCACCAAGGAGCUUGGAUUCACCGAUGGUGAACUUUCAAGGUUUUACCUCACGGACUUUGGGUGCAACAAAGGAACAGCCCUUGAUGAUGGUGAGCUCACAAGGCUAUUAGAUUCACAGUUUUUUGGUGGCAUUUGCAAGAUGUUUGUCCAACCCUUGACAAAGCUGAAAGCCACAUCUAAUGGAGACGGUAUCCAACUUUCUAUAGAUUCAGGCAAUGUUCCUUCACCAUCAUCGUUUACCGAAGGGACGACAGAGAAGAAAUUAGUCAUUAAUAAGAGUCUAGAAGAUUUUCAUCGCUUUGAUAACGACCAGUCAUCUAUUAUAACUAGCGACGAUCAGCCGUUGUCAAUUACAUCUUCUACUAUUUCUGGCGCUACCUUGAAAACCCCUACAACAAGUAUCUUCAGAAACAAACCGAAGACGAGAAGUCCGUCAAUUACUAGGGCUAGAUCAGUGACCCGCACCUCCGGUGAAAUUGCCCUCAAGGACUAUACAUUCACGUCGCGGACUGGCUCUGCUCACAGCAAGUCCUUCCGGGUCAUUCGACCCGAAGGCACAGAAAUCGAUUUUAAUAAGCGUAGAGAGUCACCGUUUGCUACUCCCCCUAUACCUACCAGCAGUGCCAGUAUGUUGGUAGCCUUGAGAAGUGCACCACCACCACCACCACCGCUACCAGGAACGACAGUGAAGAGGACGAAUCGUAAGCCCCCACCGGCGCUUCCGACUGAGACUUUGGAGCUAAUGAAGAGAAGAAGCUCGUUAAGAAAGCUUAUGUCCCUUUCCAGAAGAGCGACAAUUAGGAGAAAGAACACAAACGCAUCAAUAAGAAACAGGUUUGAUCCGUUUUCAGAGAACCUGAUUAGUUUCGCUGAUUCUCCAGAGCUGGAAUCCAGUUCAAGCUCUGAGGAUUCUGACUCUUCAGAUGAUCUUUUUGCCAAGAUUCCCAACAAACCUGCGGGUACUGCAACUGCUCUUUUGACACCAAUCUUUGAGAGAGGAAAGAGAAACGAUGACAGAAAGGAAGACGAAGUGGAGGAGGAUGGGGUUGGGACUGAGGACGGUAUACAAACUAAAACUGCAGGUACAGACUCCGACUUGUCUUACACGUUAUCCUCAUCAGACUCUUCGUUAGAUAUCAGACCUCCAGCUGAAGUGGUUUAUGACAACUUGGAACUUUACUUUCCGAAUGCGGAUUUGGAUAAGUUAAUUAUCGAUGAGGUUGUAUCACCACCUGUGUCUCCUAUUGUGGAGCUACCAGUGGCAUUCAAGAAACCGACGAAGCGCUCGAACCGUGAAGGAAAAUUUCAUCGGAUGAAGAGUAUUCGUAUUGUUGCACAGGAGGCUAAACGGGAGGCAGUUAAAAGACAGAGGCGCGCUCUUGGUAGCAGUCUGUUACGUCGCAAGAGUACUAAGAUGUGGGGUCAGAAAGUGGUUGAGGUGACUCCGGGAACAACUUCAGAUGUAUAUGUUAAUAAGCUUCGUGACAGGAAGGGAGAUUACAAACAGUUCGCAUGGGUGAAGGGUGAAUUAAUAGGAGUUGGCACUUUUGGAAAAGUGUAUUUGGCUUUGAACGUGACCACAGGCGAGAUGAUUGCAGUCAAACAAACCACGAUUUCUUCCAAGUUCCUAAAUAAUAGGGAAACCAAGGAGAUUGUAGGUAGCUUCAAAGCAGAAGUGGAAACUUUGAAAGACUUGGAUCACGAGAACAUCGUUCAAUACUUGGGAUUUGGCAUGAAAGAUCACACCUACAGUAUUUUCCUUGAGUAUGUGUCUGGUGGAUCCGUUGGCCAUUUGAUUAGAAGCUAUGGACGGUUUCCGGAGAGCUUAAUUCGGUACUUGACCAGACAAGUGCUUGAGGGACUUACAUACAUCCAUUCUAAAGGUAUAUUACACCGAGAUAUGAAGGCAGAUAAUCUCUUACUAGAGACCGACGGUAUCUGCAAGAUCUCGGAUUUCGGUAUCAGCAAGAAGUCCAAAGACAUAUAUUCGAAUGAGUCUGCGAUGACAUUUCAGGGUACCAUUUUCUGGAUGGCACCAGAGAUAAUUGAUGCCAAGUCCCAUAAAGGUUAUAGUGCGAAAGUGGAUAUCUGGUCUUUAGGUUGCGUGGUUUUAGAGAUGUAUGCAGGAAAAAGACCUUGGCAUGACUACGCGGUGGCCGGAGCAAUUUUCAAGUUGGGUAAGAAGACGGCUCCACCUAUUUCUGACGAAACGAAAAAGAACAUUAGCGAUUGUGGUAUGAAGUUUCUGCAGAGAUGCUUUGAAAUCGAUCCAGAUAGACGUCCUACAGCCAAAGAGUUACUACAGGAUGAGUUCUGUAAAGGGAACGAUGACUUUAAGUUCGAGAACAGUGAAUUAGCAAAGAAGAUGAGAUUUGAUGACGUUCAAGAAAAGAGACGAGUUGAAAUGAUCAAGAAAACUUCCCGGCGAUGA
Molecule: messenger RNA, 4563 nt
Organism: Brettanomyces nanus
Lineage: Eukaryota; Fungi; Ascomycota; Pichiomycetes; Pichiales; Pichiaceae
Exons: 1
Coding region: 1-4563 (1520 amino acids)
Biological process (GO): protein phosphorylation
Molecular function (GO): ATP binding; protein kinase activity
Source: RefSeq, a predicted model, not a curated record